AACGCAGGCCCACUCAAAGAGGCAUGCUUCGUGCAUGACAAAUUGGUGCUGCCCGAGGGUGCGGGUUUGGAAGGGUUCCCAGCAUCCUCUCCUGGCUUCACCCAUGUGUCUUGCCUGUUCCCCAAGCCCCCAACCCUCCUGGCCGUUGGUCUCCACACACCCCCUACUCCUCUCUCCCAGUUUCUCUGACUUUCCGCAGGGGAGAGGCAGGGAAGUUCUCUUCACCCAGGGAAGUCAGCGCUGUUGCUGCUGGAGCGCAUGGCGGGGGGAGGGAUAGUUGCCAGUGUACUCUCACGGCCCCCCAUCCUCGUCCCCUUCCUGCCCUAGGUCUGACGCCCCCCUCCCCACGCACUAGUUUUCUGGUUAUCGUACAGGCGGCGGAGGGCUUAGGAAGGUGCUUUGAACGCACAAGGAUCACCUGGAACUCGAGGGUUGAGGGGGUGGUUUCGAGCGCCCCCUUCUGGUCCCCCUCUUGUCUCUCCUCCCACCUUCCCCCUCCACCCCCCUCCCUCCCAAAUCCUCUCCUCGCCUAGGGUACAAGCCUACCCCCUCUCCCGUUUGGCCGUCGCUGGCUAGGCGUAAGGGAGGUAUGCUUUACGCGCAGGGCAGCGGCGGCAUGGAGGCGCGCUUCACGCGCGGGAAGUCGGCGCUGCUGGAGCGCGCGCUGGCCCGGCCGCGCACCGAGGUGAGCCUGAGCGCCUUCGCGCUGCUCUUCUCCGAGCUGGUGCAGCACUGCCAGAGCCGCGUCUUCUCUGUGGCAGAGCUGCAGGCUCGCCUGGCUGCGCUAGGCCGCCAGGUGGGCGCCCGCGUUCUGGAUGCGCUGGUGGCUCGCGAAAAGGGCGCCCGGCGGGAAACCAAGGUGCUGGGCGCCCUGCUCUUCGUUAAGGGCGCCGUGUGGAAGGCACUCUUCGGCAAGGAGGCCGACAAGCUGGAGCAGGCCAAUGACGACGCCCGCACCUUCUACAUCAUCGAGCGGGAGCCGCUCAUCAACACCUACAUCUCCGUGCCCAAGGAGAACAGCACGCUCAACUGCGCCAGCUUCACGGCUGGCAUCGUGGAGGCGGUGCUCACGCACAGUGGCUUCCCCGCCAAGGUCACGGCGCACUGGCACAAGGGCACCACGCUCAUGAUCAAGUUCGAGGAGGCGGUCAUCGCCCGAGACCGGGCCCUGGAGGGCCGCUGAUUCUGCCCCCCCCCCUCCCGAUAAAGGAUGCAGAUAGCCCCCUUC
Balaenoptera musculus (blue whale) is the source of this 1228-nucleotide messenger RNA. RefSeq names its product trafficking protein particle complex 5 (gene TRAPPC5). Lineage: Eukaryota; Metazoa; Chordata; Mammalia; Artiodactyla; Balaenopteridae. Gene Ontology annotation, biological process: endoplasmic reticulum to Golgi vesicle-mediated transport. Gene Ontology annotation, cellular component: TRAPPII protein complex; TRAPPI protein complex; TRAPPIII protein complex. The coding region runs from base 590 to 1183 and encodes 197 amino acids. The record is from RefSeq and is a predicted model, not a curated record. The transcript has 2 exons.